This is a messenger RNA of Cheilinus undulatus (humphead wrasse), 2172 nucleotides long. It is a transcript of the gene acod1, whose product is annotated as aconitate decarboxylase 1. Lineage: Eukaryota; Metazoa; Chordata; Actinopteri; Labriformes; Labridae. The record is from RefSeq and is a predicted model, not a curated record. Gene Ontology annotation, molecular function: lyase activity. Bases 458 to 2047 code for a protein of 529 amino acids. The transcript has 7 exons.
GAAACGGCUAGCUAGCAGCACAAACGUAUUUUUCCCAUUAUGCUCAGUUGGAGGUAAACAGGAAUUAUUACGUUGCUUCAGAUUCAGUGAGUUACUUUAGCUCUAAAUUUUCAGCUGUUUUGGUAAUGGUAUACGAUAUUAAACAUGAAAAAUUUGCAACUAUCAGCCUUGGUUUGCAGUGGACCUACUAAUUUUCAGUAAGCUAGCGCAGUUAUACUUGAAUAGGGAAGACAAACUAGCUAGGUGCUGGAGUUAUGGGUAUCGCCUUUUUCUGUGAUUUCUAACCAGAACACCAAAAAUGAUGACAACUGUCUCUGUGGAGCUUUCAAGAUGGUUCCCUACUGUCACUGGACCUUCCUGCAAGUCAUCUUGGUUGCCGCUUUUAAACAGCAUGGAGACUGAAAUCACAACCUUGGACCCCCACAUCGGGUGUACCCAGCCUCUUGCCAGUUGACAGAUGGGGUCUGGUCCAGCCUCCCACCCCUGCAGCUCCAACUGCUGGAUGGGUUGUCCGACUUUUGCAGAAAGCCCCAAGUGGACAUCCCGGGAAGUGCAGCCAUUUGCACUUCGAUUGGCUUCAUUUUUCAACUCAAGAGGAUGCGGCCUGGAUUUGAGUCCAGCUCAAAGACAAACAGGUAUCACAGAGAGCUUCGGAGCUGCCGUCCACUCACUCACCACCUCUCAUCUGACAGACGUGGUGAUUCACAGGAGCAAAAGGAUGAUGCUGGACACUCUGGGCGUCGGGCUGUUAGGGACCAGGACAGCUGUGUUCAACACGGCUCUCAAGUACAGCCAGUCUUUCACGUCUGACGAGAGGAGCAGUGUUUGGGGUAAAUCGGAGAUCUCUCUUCCUCCUCACUUUGCUGCGUUUGUUAAUGGCAUCGCGGUUCACUCCAUGGACUUUGAUGACACUUGGCACCCUGCUACUCAUCCCUCAGGAGCCGUGUUACCAGCCCUGCUUGCCCUGACAGAGACCAUGCCCUGCCAGCCCUCUGGUCUGGACCUGCUGCUGGCCUUCAAUGUGGGCAUCGAGGUUCAGGGCAGACUCAUGAGGUUCUCCAAAGAGGCCUACAACAUCCCUGAAAGAUUCCAUCCUCCCAGCGUUGUCGGUGUUAUGGGCAGUGCUGCGGCCUCAGCGAAGCUCCUGGCUCUGUCCCCUGCUCAGUGUUCUCACGCUUUGGCCAUCGCAGCUUCCUCUGCUGGGGCUCCUUUAGCCAACGCCGCCACACAAACCAAACCUCUCCACAUAGGAAACGCUGCUCGGAGAGGCCUGGAGGCGGCUCAGCUGGCCCAGCUGGGACUGGAGGGGAACCCAGAGAUCCUGGAUAAGAACUGCGGGUUUGGGGUUUAUUACAAAGACUACAGCCCAUCAGCAAUGCCACAUCCUGCCUCUGCUGACUUUAAAUGGAUGCUUGAAAAUCAGAACGUUGCCGUCAAGCGCAUCCCGGCUCAUCUGGGGAUGCACUGGGUCGUGGAUGCAGCUCUGGCAGCCCGUGCAAAGCUUGAAGACACUGAGGGGAACUUUGACCUCCACAGAAUCAGCCACAUCACUCUGAAAGUGCCUCCAUCAAAGUACAUCGACUGCCCCUUGCCUACAACAGAGCACCAAGCCAGGCACUCAUUCCAAUUUAACUGCGGCUCCGCUCUGCUGGAUAACGAAGUGGCAGUGUCGUCUUACAGCGAAGCUAAGAUCAACAGACCUGCCCUGAAGGAGCUCCUGUCUAAAGUCAAGGUGGAGACCCCUGAAGACAACCAACCCAGCUUUGAUAAGAUGUAUUGUGAGGUUCAGAUAGAAACAGAUCAGGGGCAGAGGUAUGAGGCCAGGUGUGAUACCUUCUAUGGCCACUGGAGGAAGCCACUGAGUGAGAAAGACCUGGUGGAGAAAUUCAGUGUUAAUGCUUCUUCAGUGUUGUGCACAGAGGGAGUGGAGGGAGUGAUUGAUGUGAUUGGGAACAUAGAGCGAGUAAGAGAAAGCUCAAUUUUGAGUUCAUAUCUGAGAAUGACCAGCAGUGAGCAUCAGCAGUUUUGCAGGACCAGGAGCCUGUGAUUUUACUGUACUUGUAUGUGGUGUAACUUUUUCUUUCAUGUAUAAGCAAAUUGCAAUGUAAAUAUUUGACACUUAUCUCUUUUUCCAUGGUGCAAGAAAUAAAAUAAAGUCAACUCAAAAAGCGA